AUGUGUUUCACCGGAUGUCAUUCUUCUGUACGUGGCAAACAUUUCGUAUGUUUUGACUCGUGUUAAAACAGUACCUACAGUAUUUCAGUUGACGAAAAAUUUGUUAAAUUCAUAAUCAAUUUAGACAGAUUCUUGAGAAGUAUUCAGACUAGCAAGAAGACAAUGACACAAUGAAUCCAAACUAUCCCGGAAGUACUCAAGGACAGAUGCCGCCCACAGGGUAUGGAGCUCCCGGGAUGAAUCCUGGACAGAUGCGACCCCCGGGACCAGGACCAAUGAAUAACCCAGGUUAUGGUGCACCACCUAAGCCGGGACCAGGCCAGUAUGGGAUGCCACCUGCAUCCAACGGACCCCAGUAUCCAAACAUGGGCCCACCUGGGAAUGUUCCUGGUAAGCCACCAGUCAGCAUGCACAACAACAUGGCUCCUGGACUCCCUCCCCAGGCCCGGCCCUCCCCAAUGAUGCCCCCUUCAUCGUCAAGUCAGAUUUCAAAUGGGAUGAAUGCUAUGCAUAUAUCACAGCCAAGAGGACCUGCUCCAAAUCAGCCAAACAUUGGUUCCCCAGGGCAACCUCGCAUGGGUCCCCCCAGUGGGUUGCCACCAACAAGUCAAAUGGGAGGCAUGCCCAGACAACCAGCAAAUAAUAUGGGAGGUCCAAUGUCUGGUCCCCCAACAAAUCAGUUUGGAGGCCCCCCAACGAGCCAAUAUGGAGGUGCCCCACCGACAAGCCAAUAUGGAGGUGUUCCACCUACAAGUCAGUAUGGAGGUGCUCCACCUACAAGUCAAUAUGGAGGUGCCCCACCCACAAGUCAGUAUGGAGGUGCCCCACCCACAAGUCAAUAUGGAGGUGCCCCACCCACAAGUCAGUAUGGAGGUGCUCCACCUACAAGUCAAUAUGGAGGUGCCCCACCCACAAGUCAGUAUGGGGGUGCCCCAUCCACAACUCAUACAGGAGGAAUGUCUGGUCCUAUGCCAAGACAAGGAAUGCCUCCACCUACAUCUUCCAGCACUGGCAUGCCUCCUCAAAGCAGGCCAGGCUUCCCCCCUGCACCAUCCACAGGGGCCCAUCAGAGUCCUCCUUCAGGAAUGACAAUGACAGACCGAUAUGGACAGGGACCACCAAGUGGACCUCCGUCAGGGCCAAGCAUGAUGUCUCCAUCUGGUCCUGGAUCGUUUCCUCCACCACCAGGACCUGGCAACUUUCCCCAGGGGAAUCAGGCUGGACCCGGGCAGUUUCCCCCUCAACCAGGCCAAACUCCUCCAGGGCAGUUCCCCCCUCAACCAGGUCAAGCUCCCCCAGGGCAGAUGCCCCCUCAACCAGGACAGCCCCGGUAUCCCGGGGGAACAAUGCCUGGACAGUCCUUCCCGCCCAACUAUCCAGGGGGCCAGCCUAUGUCAGGCCCUGGAGGAAUGCAGCAGCCCGCUGGGCCAAAGAAGCUGGACCCUGAUCAGAUGCCCAGCCCAAUUCAAGUGAUAGAUGAUGACAGAGCCAACAGAAGUGGGAAUUUCCAAACAACCAAAGGAGCUGUGCCACCAUUGGUCACAACAGAUUUUGUGGUGCAAGAUCAAGGAAACUGUAACCCUCGUUUUAUGAGGUCCACUCUAUAUAAUGUGCCCUGUACCUCGGAUAUGAUAAAGAGUUGUCACAUACCUUUUGCACUCAGCAUUAGUCCAUUUGCCAAGCUUCCAGAAGAAGAGUACAAUCCGCCCAUUGUGAACCUCGGGGAGACAGGUCCGGUGCGGUGCAAGAGAUGCAAGGCCUACAUGAACCCCAACAUGAUGUUUAUUGAUGGUGGGCGUCGGUUCCAGUGUGUGUUCUGUGGCGCCGCCACUGACGUGCCAGCGGAGUACUUUGCCCAUUUAGACCACACAGGAAAGAGAAUUGACACGUAUGACAGACCAGAGCUUUGCCUUGGCUCGUACGAGUUUGUAGCCACAAAAGAUUAUUGUAAGAAUGGAGCAUUGCCAAAUGCGCCAGCAUUUAUUUUCAUGAUUGAUGUCUCAUACAACAGUAUAAAAAGUGGGCUUGUCCAUCUAAUAUGUGAAAGGUUAAAAGAAGAUAUCUUGGUGAAUUUGCCAAAAGAGGUUGGACAGGAAGAAUCCGAGGUCAGAGUCGGCUUUGUGACGUACGCUAAAGAGAUUCACUUCUACAAUGUCAAGGGAAACCUUGCUCAGCCUCAGAUGUUGGUUGUCUCCGACUUGAAUGAUGUGUUUGUGCCGUUACUGGACGGAUUCUUGGUAAAGCUUUCUGAAUCGGAGGCGGUCAUUGACAGCUUGUUGUCCCAGAUUCCAGAGAUGUUCGCGGAGUCGCGGGAGACGGAAACGGUGCUAGGACCAGUCAUACAGGCCGGACUGGAUGCGCUUAAGUCGGCAGACCGUAGCGGGAAGCUGUACAUAUUCCACACCUCACUGCCCAUUGCCGAGGCACCCGGAAAAUUAAAGAACAGGGACGAUAGGAAACUGCUGGGAACCGAAAAAGAAAAGACAAUUUUGACCCCCCAGAACAACUUCUACACAAAGCUUGGUCAGGAUUGUGUGGGCGUGGGAUGUAGUGUGGACUUGUUCCUGUUUCCCAAUGCCUACGUGGAUGUCGCCACGAUAUCAGAAGUGUGUAGACUGACGGGAGGAAACCUGUACAAAUACAGCUACUUUCAGGUGAAUCCUGAAGAGAGAGCUGAUCUGGAUGGGGAACGAUUCCUUGAAGACCUGAAGUACAAUGUGAUGAACCAAUCGGCUUUUGACGCUAUUUUACGUGUUCGGGCCAGCACAGGCAUCCGAGCUGUGGACUUCCUUGGUAACUUUUACAUGUCCAACACGACGGAUGUUGAAAUGGCGGCCAUAGACCGAGAGCAGUCUAUGAACGUGGAGAUUAAGCAUGAUGACAAACUAAAUGAGGCGGACGGUGCUUUUAUUCAGGUGGCGGUGCUGUACACCAGUGUCGGGGGACAGAGGAGGUUACGCAUCCACAACCUGGCCCUGAACUGCUGCACUCAGAUGGCUGACCUCUUCAGGAACACCGAACUAGAUACUCUCAUCAACUACAUGGCCAAACACGCUGUCAGGACCAGUUUGAACUCUAACCCUAAACAGGUGAGGGAGGGAAUCAUGAGUCAGGUGGCCCAGAUUCUGGCCUGUUACAGGAAGAACUGCUCCACCCCCGCCCCCAUGGGUCAGCUGAUUCUGCCCGAGUCCAUGAAGCUCCUACCACUCUACUCUAAUUGUGUCGUCAAGAGUGAUGCUCUACAGGGCGGGUCUGAAAUCUCGACAGAUGACAGAAGUUUCCUAAUGCUCAAACUUAACUCCAUGGAUGUGUCUUCAACUCAAGUGUUCUUCUAUCCCAGAUUAAUACCAAUGCAUGACUUGGAAUCCCACGGUGACCGUAUUCCUGCAGCCAUUCGGUGCUCGGUAGAGCGACUCAGGGAUAACGGAGUGUACCUCCUAGAGAACGGUCUGUCUAUGUUCUUGUGGAUCGGACACAAUGUGGAGCCUCAGUGGGUCCAGAAGGUGUUCUCAGUACAGAGUGCUGCCCAGAUAGACAUUGAUAAGUGUAAAUUGAAUGACCUUGAUAAUCCAGUAUCACAGAAAUUAAGAGACGCCAUUAAUUCAAUACGAGGCGAACGCUGUAGAUACAUGAAGUUAACAAUUGUGCGACAGAGAGACAAGCUGGAGCCUUGGUUUAACCACUUCCUUGUCGAAGACAAGGGAAAUAACGGCAGUGCAUCUUAUGUAGACUUCUUGCGUCACAUUUAUGGUGAAAUUCGGAACUUACUGAGCUAAAAUAAAACGUGCGGAGAAUGAGAUUCUGAUAAUAUAUUGAACCUGCAAUUCAUGAAGGGAGAGCUGUGAAUCGGGGGAUGCCGGAUGUGUAUAUUUUUGAUAGAUUAUGAGAUGUGUAAACUUUGGCGAACAUCUCCAGAUGUGUGAUCAAUAAGCUAUGAUUUGAUUGGCUGUGACUAAGAGCUCUGUGAUAGGAGAUAAACUGGUUCUCUAGUCAGAGCCAGUACCCACACCAUGAGCUGCCGAAAUCAUAACAAAAUCAACAAUGUUCUAAUCCAUUGCCAUUCGAGGUUACAUAACCUUAAUACAAACAUUCUGAUGCUGUAGAUUACUGAUUGAGACAUUGUCUAAAACCAUGUACAUUUCUCUCGUACACUGCAGGAGUUUUACGAACGCUUUAAACAAAAUUAUUUAUUCCUGACUUGUUUUGUUAUGCAUUAUAUUUAACCAUUAUUGAUGAUAGGUGAAUGUUGUGGAUGGGAAUUUUAUUGUCAUUGAAUUUUUAUUUCCUAAUUUAUGUCAUACUUCUUUCAUUGUUUACUCCUCUCUGUCAGAAGUGAGAGUGAAAUAGUUACAAACAGGUAGUAAAUAGGGGGCUGAGAGCAGCCGUUGUCCGCGUGUGAUGACUGAGAUUGUGAUAUUGUAUGUGUUUCUAAUCACUACUUGGCUUGAAUGAAAGGUCUAACUUGUUAUUCUAGUCCAGAGGCAGAGCUCUCCCUGUAUAGUAGGUUGUUAACACUACAGACACUGUGGAAUGAGAGCUUCACACCAUUAAAUUACAAUUGGCAAUUAAAUAUGUCGAAGAACAAA
This is a messenger RNA of Magallana angulata, 4586 nucleotides long. RefSeq names its product protein transport protein Sec24C-like. NCBI's taxonomy places the organism in Eukaryota, Metazoa, Mollusca, Bivalvia, Ostreida, Ostreidae. The coding region runs from base 171 to 3776 and encodes 1201 amino acids. Gene Ontology annotation, molecular function: zinc ion binding; SNARE binding. Gene Ontology annotation, biological process: COPII-coated vesicle cargo loading; endoplasmic reticulum to Golgi vesicle-mediated transport; intracellular protein transport. Gene Ontology annotation, cellular component: endoplasmic reticulum exit site; COPII vesicle coat. The transcript is spliced from 24 exons. The record is from RefSeq and is a predicted model, not a curated record.